Molecule: messenger RNA, 4220 nt
Organism: Dreissena polymorpha
Lineage: Eukaryota; Metazoa; Mollusca; Bivalvia; Myida; Dreissenidae
Exons: 8
Coding region: 141-4220 (1359 amino acids)
Source: RefSeq, a predicted model, not a curated record
UGUUGUCAUGUGCUUUAUACAGUUCAACAUUUCUUCCUUCUGUUAACAUUAAGUCAAUUCGAAAAUAUUACACAGACGUGAGUGCGUAUAAUUGCGGUCGAAGAUUCGUCGGUGGUGCAGGAGUGUGAAACUUUAUUAAGAUGGCCGCAAGCAUCAGCUUAUUCACCGACAAGGAGACCAAUAACUGGUUAAAGGCGUGCUUAGCACUCAAUAUAACUAAGGAAGGACUAGCUUACUUUCUGGAUACAGAAUUACAGAAGUUUUACGCAACCGUUGGUAGCAGUUGUGGUAACUGCUCCAUUGAAAAACUCAUACCAUGUCCAACGCCCCCAUAUUGUAAGAGUAAAAAAAACUGUCAUUUCCAUGUCUCACAGAAACCUCAACAAUGCGCAGUAUGUGAUCAAGUGAAACAGAACAUAACAUUACAUCACAGAUACAGUAAGCCGUCCUGGCGCAACACUCAUGCGGAAAAGUGGGCUAGCGACUAUUGGGAGAUAGGCAAAUGCUUCCUCCCUCCGGAAGGAUAUAGCAGUGUUCCCACGGUGAAGGAAUCGGACUUCAAUGGCGUGAUAAGCAUCAUGUUAAACUGCACACAUUUCCAGAACUGCCUCUCUUCCUCUUGUUUAUCACCUCCAUCGCCUGAUAAGCAAUCUCCACUCGAAAUGGUCCGUCUGAUAGGCCGAAAUGUACGUCACACAUCCGACUGCAAGGUUACAGAUGCUGAUCUGCAGGACUAUUUCCAGACACUGUCCACGCUACUGGCUGAUCCAACGUGCCUACAACAUGACCACUCAGCAACCAUAGCGCAUAAGAGACUUAAUGAUUUGCAGAAUAAUAAAAUGUCCCUCAAAGAACUUGGUGAGCUGUUAGAUGAGACCUACCAAACACUUGGUCGUGUGAAAGAAGCAGGCAAGAAGGCAGAAAGAAUCCUAAAAAAAGCUUUGCAGAAAUUAGAAACUUCUAUACUGGCUGGGGAACAACGAAUUGACAGCAAGACACAGCUUGGGGAGCAACGAAUUGAAAGCACGACUCAGCUUGGGGAACAACAAAUUGAAAGCACGACGCUGGCUGGGGAACAACGAAUUGAAAGCACGUUGCAGGCUGGGGAACAACGAAUUCAAAGCAUGACACAGGCUGGGGAACAACGAAUUCAAAGCACGACGCAGGCAGGGGAACAACAAAUUCAAAGCACGACGCAGGCUGGGGAACAACAAAUUCAAAGCACGACGCUUGCUGGGGAACAACGAAUUGAAAGCACGUUGCAGGCUGGGGAACAACGAAUUGAAUGCACGACACAGGCUGGGGAACAACGAAUUGAAAGCAUGACGCAGGCUGGGGAACAACAAAUUGAAAGCACGACGCAGGCUGGGGAACAACGAAUUGAAAUAAAGGGACACGAUGUGGAACAAGACCUUGAAAGACAAAUAAAGGAUGGGACACAACACAUCGCACGCCAUGUGCAGGAUGGUAUUGUGAGUUUGCUGCAGGCAGCGAACAAAACUGAGGCAGAAAACUAUGAACGAGGCGUCGCAGAUCUUCGCCAACGUUUGAUGAAAUAUUAUAAUGACACGACUUGCAAUGUGCCUCUUUCAAACUUAGAUGGCAGUCUUGAUAAGCGAAUAACAGACAUGUAUGCAACGCCCAAAAUACAACGAAUCAAAAUAGAAAAAGAUGGCAAACGCGUGAAAACAGACGAACAAGUACUGACCUACAAAGGCCUAUUUUUCACGAACGAUAAAUCAAAUCAACGUAUAUACAUACAGGGAGAACCAGGUAGAGGAAAAUCUACAUUUGCAGUUAAGUUAGUCCAUGAUUGGUGCAACGAAAAUCAGCCUUCACUGGUAUCUUCCAUUAACAAUCCAGCGUUUGAAGAUAGACUAACAAUUCAGAAAUUCAAGUUUUUAUUUUUCAUCACGUUGAGAGAUUCGAGUGAACAGACUGAUGUUACUCAGAUGAUAAAGAAGCAGCUAAUUGAUGAAACGUUUUCAGAAGACGAACGCGCCGACGAAUACAAACUGUUCGUGCAAAUAAUGAAAACUGAAAUUUGCCUCGUAGUACGAGAAGGUCUAGACGAAUGGGUGUGUCCUAGUGAUAGUAACCUAGCUGUGCCUUCAAUGGCUGGAUUUCCGAAGGACACCUGCACGGUACUUACAACUACUCGACCAUGGAAACUGGCUGAUGAAAAAAUCAAGAACUCGCAAAUCGACAGUCUGUUUGAGAUCGAGGGGAUUAGCAGUCCAUAUAAAUUUGCUAAAAAUAUUCUUCGCAGCAUAACUGACCAGACGAAGGCUCUAGAGGACACCGUGGAUGAAUUUGAGUUAUUCAUAAAGCGUCGUGAGCUCGAAUCGUUAUCAUCCUCACCAAUGUUGUACGCGCUGGUCAUCUGUACCUGGGUAGACACGAUUGGGGAGGAGGAACAUUUGAAAGGAUCGUCAUUGUGUUUACUUUACACUACUCUGCUCGAAAGUCUGUGUAAAAAGGCUAACAAUAACAAAGGUUAUUUUAACGAUUCUAAUGCACCACCAGUGCAUUGUUUUUCUAAAACAAAUUACAUACAGCCAAACAUUGUACACUUAAAUAAGCUCGCUGGCGCAGCUUACAAAUUGUUAUUUUCCUUUGAAAGAGAAACAUCGAUUGUAUUCAAUGAUAGAAAAUUUUCUAACUAUUUUGUUUCUAAUGAAGAGUUUACGGGUUGCAAGAUGUUUGCACUUAAGGCAGGGAUAUUAACAAACAGAAAACAGAAAAGUCGGACAGAGAAUUCGAACUCGUUCAUACACAAAACUGUACAGGAAUUCCUCGCAGCAUAUCAUAUCGCAUGCAAUCCAAAUGCCAUUGAUGACAUCAUUUCAAGACAUCUUAAAUGCUUUAAGAAUUCAUAUCUAGAAAUAUCGCAAGUUUUCAUAUUUGUGUGUGGAAUGAACAUUUCCGCUGCGAAUAAACUGUCGGCUUUGAUGAAUCAAUCUAACGUUGAUAAUUGCCGUGCUUCAGAUGAUUGGUUUUUAGGGGCACUCAGGGUUUGUGCGUUUCAGAGAGUCAUUGAGGAUGGAAUCAGAGAGGCAGUAGCCAACGAGCAGGAUGACAUUCACCUGAAGCUCAGUCACUUUGACAUUACUUCAAGAAACUUGAGAGAUUUAAACUUGAUAUGGUCUACAAUCACGUCCAAUUCAUAUCCUGUCAAGUAUCCGGUCAAGUCAUCCUUAAAAUACAGGCUGUAUUCCCCAACUGCAAUGACGAAUGCAUUUAGAGCUGUCAAGGAACAGCAGAUGUCAGUGUUUGGCUGCAGGGAAACCACAACACCAGCUAUAACAUCAGCUAGAACAGCUACUACCACUGUUAUUGGGUGUGGGAAUGCUUUGGGAGCACAAAUACCACCAUAUUUUGUAUUCAAAGGGGAACGCAUGAGGGAGGAACUGCUGGAAGGACGAACACCUGGAGCUGAAGAUACAGCCAGUUCAGACACAUCGAAGCAUCCGGUCUCCAUUGUUCUAAACAAUGCAGAUCAAGUCCAGUGUGCAGACCCUCGUCCAGUACUGCCCUCACUAGAACGCAUUGAUUUAGAUGAUGUCGCAUGCUCCUCUACCUGGCUACAUAGUCUGUUCAGCAUUCUGUUGACAUGCGAUCAUGAGGUGGUGUGUAAUCUGAAAUGUGACAUAACGUCGUGUACUGAGCGCGUUUCAUCCGAAAUAAAGACGGGUAAACGUGCAUUUAACAUGCACAUGGAAGAAAAGUAUUACAGCCCCGGUCUGUGGGAGGCUCUCAAUGGUCUGAAUAUCAAGAGUCUGACUCUGAGUGGUUGGAUGGAUGGUUUCGAAGUGAAUAAUGUAGAGUCGUUGUCGCAGACACUAUUAUCGCUCAAACAGCUCGAAACGCUUAAUAUAAGUUAUAUUCCCGGUCUGUGGGAGGCUCUCCAUGGUCUGAAUAUUAAGAGUCUAGCUCUGCGUUGGAGGAUGGAUCGUUUGCAAGUGAUUCGUGUAGAGUGGUUGUCGCAGACACUAUCAUCGCUCAAACAGCUGGAAACGCUUAGUAUUGAUAUGGAUAUCAGUCCCAUUCUGUGGGAGGCUCUCAGUGGUCUGAAUAUUAAGAGUCUGACUCUGACUCUGAGACAUUGGAAGGAACGUUUGCAAGUGAAUCAUGUAGAGUCUUUGUCGCAGACACUAUCAUCGCUCAAACAGCUGGAAACGCUUAGUAUUGAUUUGCCCGAGUCCCCAUUUUAUACAUAG